AUGAAUGUCGAGUCUAUCAAUAAGCGACUUCAACAGGAAGAGGAAUGGCUGCGCACUCUCGACCAAAAUCUUAAGAAAAGUGCUCAAUUACGCAAUGACAUGACAAAAGUGCUUGAUCAGUUUGGAGCGAGGCUUCAAAAGCUACAGGUGAAUGUGAUGGGGAAGCACGAAAAGAAUGGGCGACUGCAGAAGCGGCAACAGAACAUUCAACGACUCAUCAAAACCAUCGACACCACAUUUCAGUUUUUCGGCAAGACCAACGAGUUGGAGACCAAGAUUAGAGAUGGAAGCCCUUCCCAAGAUUUGGAGGCCUACAUCGAAUCGAUGGAAUCCCUUUACCAAGCAAUCGCAUUCUUCGAAAACUAUCCUGAGAAACGGGGUCAAGUGGAAAACAUGCGUAUGACUCUAGAAAGUGGCUUUGACGUUAUCGAACGCGAAUUCCGGGAUAUAAUCUCGGAUAAUUCGAUGAAGCCUAAUAUGAAACAGUUGAGCGAGGGCCUGGAUGAGAACGGAGAUCUGCUGUCUGGAUAUCAAAAGACUAUCCAAACGAUAAAAAAUUCCGACAAAAUCGCAAGGGUUUCGUCUUGGUUGCUGUCAAAAGGCCGAGAACCGAGAUUCCUGAACCAUCUAGCAAACAUUCGUGGAGAAAAUAUGCGACAGGCAUUGGCGGCGGUCUAUGAUCAAGAAAUCAAACAGCAGAACGCCGCGGGAACCCGGAUGUUAAAAAUGGUACCGAAACGGGCUGGACGAGGGGAGAAGGCCGAAAAAGAGCACAAACAUUUUGCGAAUGCGUACGACAAGGCCAAUGUUGCCCAUCUGCUGUUUGGAUGCUUCCUGGCCCUCGUAACGGUGGAAGAAGGUGUCCUAGAAAAAAUCUUGGAUGAUGUCACAGUCCGCGCCCAGGUUCAUCGGGGAAUUAUCAGCAAACCGUUAGCGUUCUGUAUCCGUAUCUCUGGAGAAGCAACAAAUGCGGUGGAUUCGCUUCUCUCGUUCUUGCCGCUGAUGCGCUUUUUGGAUGUGCAUCAGAACCAACUGGUGACAUUGGCUUCGAACAGCGAUUUGGAAGCGCCUUUUGAACAAAUGAUGCGAACUUUGCGGAUCAAGUGUACGGCGCUUCUCAACGAGAGCGUGGACAAGCUGAAGACGGAAGUGGACAAAUUUGUCCCCGAGGAUGGCAACGUGCACCCAUUGACUGCUAAUACCCUAAAUCUGCUUUGCAAUUUGACGCUGCACCGGCAAACGGUCACGCAGCAGCUGUUGGCUCCAACGGCUUCUUCCCCUCAAAACACUCAUUUACUCCUCCCAAAAUUGUUUGCACGAAUUCUAUCCGCACUUGGAACUUGCUUGUCACGGAAAAGCGAGCUCUACCCGGAUCCGCUUCUUUCUACGAUAUUCAUGAUCAACAACUACACGUACAUCGCUAAGAGCUUACAAGACGAGGAAGAUGCCCUCUUGCCCGUAAUCUCCGAGCAAAAUCAUCAAAUUCUCGAAUUCUAUCUGUCAGAGAUCGGCAAAUACGAGCAGGAGUAUCUAAAAAGCUGGCAAGGCAUCGUCUCGAUCCUGGUUUCUGCAGAUCGAGUGCACGACCGGAAUUCUCUGGGAAACAUCUUAUACAGCUUCAACCGUGAUCUCGACGCCGUCAUUUCACGGCAACGACUUUAUUGUAUCUCCGAUAAUGGACGAGUGCAGGAACUACGCGGAAAGAUAAAAACACUACUGGGCAGCCGCUACAAAGCGCUCGUUGAACGAUGCCGAUCGGAAGGAGUGGAUGGAAAAUUAAUCCGUUACUCGGUAGAUGACCUCGCCGGAGUAAUUGACAAAUUGUUUAGUCCGAGCACC
Mesorhabditis spiculigera is the source of this 1839-nucleotide messenger RNA. The record is from the annotation of a GenBank genome assembly. Lineage: Eukaryota; Metazoa; Nematoda; Chromadorea; Rhabditida; Rhabditidae.